Messenger RNA from Rhizopus microsporus ATCC 52813, 2289 nucleotides. RefSeq lists its product as uncharacterized. Lineage: Eukaryota; Fungi; Mucoromycota; Mucoromycetes; Mucorales; Rhizopodaceae. Bases 1 to 2289 code for a protein of 762 amino acids. The transcript is spliced from 3 exons. Gene Ontology annotation, molecular function: phosphatidylinositol binding. The record is from RefSeq and is a predicted model, not a curated record.
AUGGAGCUGACCCCACAACAAGAACACUAUUUCAAACGAGAACUGAUCUCUCUGGAACUCGAACGAGAGCUUGACGCAUUUGAACAACACCCAGAGAUACUAUCCAAUGUUAUCAAGAAGGACGCUUCCGAUUACCCGUUCCUUCAGUUCAUUGCCCACCGCUUCGUCUUGAACUUUCCGCUACUUCAAAAGGGCGACGAAAGACAAUUCUGGAACAAGCUACAGUCCUUCCUUGACGAAUACUAUAAAUUGAAAAUAAACAAUUAUGCACCCAGACGAGAGGACUCACAGCGUCGUAUCAUGCUCUAUAAGCUCCAGCGGCUCUUGAACAUUUCGUUAUCUGCUGUCAUCAAGACGACACGGCCGGAAGAAAGGAUUCAAGUGAUGAGGCAAGAUAUGGGCGAACUAGCCACAGACAUGAGCCUAGCCCAUCUCGAGAGCGAGGAAGAUUAUCUAGAGUGGAUUGGCAUGAAUGGAAUCAAGGUCAACAUCAUCACAGUGCGUGACGUGAGCGAAGUGAGAACGAUUCGAGAACACGUUCAUUCUGAAUUCAUUAUCGAAACCCGCACAGACAAGGUCGUACGUGUUGCCAGACGUCACGGUCAGUUCCGUCAGCUUCGUGACGACCUCAAGGCAGCUUUUCCUACUGCCGAGAUUCCAACUGUGCCGAGCAAGGCACACGACACGAAUGCGCAAGUGAGUUGUCUGCAUCGAGAAAAGGAUCGUAUCCUCCUUCGUCUCUUUCUCCGACGACUCGCCUCAAUCACAGCCGUGGCCGAGAGCGAGAUCUUUUACAACUUUUUGACCGACAAACCAAUCGAGCUGACCAAGGAGGAAGAAAAGGACCGCGACGAGCGUGAAAAGAUGGAUAUGAACAGACGUAAGGAAGAAAAGAGGUUUAGAGAACAAGUGGAUAGUAAAAUUGUCGAGUUGGAUGCUCUCCUCAAUAUGCUCAAGCAGAAAGUGAUGCAACCCAAUGGGCUACUGGAGAUCUUUGAGACGAUCAAAAAGACAGAGAAAAUCGAUCAGUUGCCAGUUGAGUUACAAAAGGCGAUCGAGUGGGGAAGAAUCAAUCUUGCCUUUGUUCUACAUACUCAGUUUGUCACGUCGGAUCGAUCUGUCGAAAACGUGGCUAAUUUGAAACGUACGCAUUCACUCAUACCUUACCGUACCAUGGCUCAAAUCCUCAAGUUGUCAAACCCGUUUGCGAUGGUCAAGGGUGUGCUUGAUCUCUUUUUGGCUCAACCGUUUGGUGGAAAGAGUCUUUUUCAGAGAAUCAUUUUGGCCAAUUUGAGUGAGGAGUCUAAAGAGAUGCAAAAGGAUAUUCAAGAACUCGAGGCCAAGAUCAACGAUGCAGCUCUUUGUCAAAAGAUAUCGAAUGCGGUCAAGACAGAGAUGCCCGUCGAUAUUGAAGCAGGCGAUGAUCCUAUAUCAGAAACACUCGAGCUGUUAAAGAACCCAGCGAUCGAGCCUGUGCUGAGACCAGACCAGAUCCUAAAGGUGGCCUUUGCUCACCAACAAGACGAACCUCGUCAGCUAGUGAUGUACCUGUACCAACUCUGGGUAUUGUAUGCCAAAAAGCAAGAACAAGAGACACUCAUGGCUCUCGUCUUCCAAGGCGUCACGGGCGAGCUUAUGAAGGACCUGUUUGCGAUCUUUUAUGAGCCAUUGGCCGAAGUGUACAAAGCGGCCAACAUUGGCGAUACCAUCGGCCACGUGUCACAUUUCAUCGAUGACCUCAUCCAGCUCAUUGAUCAGCUUGAUGCUCAAGACGCCACAAACACCGCUCAGCCGUUCAUUGACCUCGUCCAGCGCCACGAGCAGCAAUUUUACACAUUUGUUCACCGCGUGCACGCUCAGGACCACUCACGACUGUUUGACAGCCUAUUGGCUUAUGUUAAUUCUAUUUUUAGCCUUAUUUCUCACGGUCUGCCCGCGCGCGUGGACCUCAAUGGCUGUGUGCAAGACGCUCUGACGCAGACCGAGUACCCAGGAUUGAAGGCAGAGAUUGAUGCAUUAUGCUUGUACCACAAGGAACGAAAACAACGACACUUGGAACGCAAGCGUCAAAAGCUCAUGAUGACAGUGGAUGAUGAAGAAGAGCUUGAUUUUGUCCCAGGCAAUAAGGAAUUUAUGAGCAUUGCAAGUGAGUUUGCAGAUAUGGAUGAUGACGUCGAUGAUUUAUUGCCAAAACAUGAAAUGAACCUACAUCGUCCCAAACUUCAGCUGGUGCCCAAGGUGGUGCCCUUCUUUAUCCGUCGAUUGACUCACCAUGGUGUGUUGGGUUGA